AUGGUUUCGGCUUAUGGUGGCCUUGUUCGCUGGCUACUUACGAUAUGCCUCACGCUGCCAUUUCUGCUACUCCCCGCAGGAGCGUACGAGUCGAUCUCAGAUGAGACCUUGAAAGCCUUGCCACGACCGUAUAGCGACUUUGAUAUCCACAACGGAGCACUACUGGCCCCCAUCCUGCGGCCCCGUGUCCCUGGCACCCCCGGCUCCACAGCGGUGCUCAAUCACUUUGUGGAUUUCUUCCGCACAUCUCUGCCAAACUGGAAGAUCGAGUUCCAGAACUCUACGUCGAAAACGCCCGUCUCCCAUGGCAAGGAAGUUCCGUUCGUCAACUUCAUCGCCUCGCGCGAUCCUCCCUGGGCCUCAGUGGGCGACGUGGGCAGACUGACGCUCGUCGCACACUACGACAGCAAAUACACACCGGAGGGUUUCAUCGGGGCCAUCGAUAGCGCGGCCCCGUGCGCGAUCAUCAUGCACGCAAUGCGCAGCAUUGACGCGGCCCUGUCGAAGAAGUGGGAGGCCAUGCAGGCGCAGGGCCGAACAGACGCAACCCUGGAAGACCAAAAGGGUAUACAGGUACUCUUCCUGGACGGCGAGGAGGCAUUCCAUCUCUGGACGGCGACCGAUUCGCUAUAUGGGGCGCGCUCUCUCGCCGAACACUGGGACUCACAAGUCCACCCGGCCAUGUCGGUCUACAAGACUCCGCUCUCGUCUAUCUCGCUAUUUGUACUGCUCGAUCUACUGGGUAGCAAGAACCCCUAUAUCCAGUCUUACUUCGCGACGACGCACUGGGCCUACAAGAAUCUGGCCACGCUCGAGAAGCGGUUCCGCGAUCUGAAGCAAUUUAAGUCUUUCUCAGGGGACGCUUCCGAACGGCAGUGGUUCGCUGACGGCGCGAAGAACGAGCAUCAGCUGACCACCUCCUCGGGCAUAGGAGAUGACCAUAUCCCGUUUCUUGCGCGCGGCGUGGAAAUCCUACACGUAAUCGAUGCUUCGCCGAUGACGGGGUUCCCCAAGGUCUGGCACUCGAUGGAUGACGACGGUGAACAUCUGGAUCUGGACACGGUGGAAGACUGGAGCAUGCUCUUUACCGCAUUUGCAGCCGAGUGGAUGGAGCUGGAGGGCUUCAUGCCUGGCAGUGAGGCGCAACCCAAGAAGAAGCGAUCUGAUCCGGAGAGGAAAACUGAAUUGUAA
Molecule: messenger RNA, 1191 nt
Organism: Aspergillus viridinutans
Lineage: Eukaryota; Fungi; Ascomycota; Eurotiomycetes; Eurotiales; Aspergillaceae
Product: glutaminyl-peptide cyclotransferase family protein
Exons: 1
Coding region: 1-1191 (396 amino acids)
Molecular function (GO): zinc ion binding; glutaminyl-peptide cyclotransferase activity
Source: RefSeq, a predicted model, not a curated record